Messenger RNA from Guyanagaster necrorhizus, 1125 nucleotides. RefSeq lists its product as uncharacterized. The record is from RefSeq and is a predicted model, not a curated record. The transcript is spliced from 3 exons. The coding region runs from base 1 to 870 and encodes 289 amino acids. NCBI's taxonomy places the organism in Eukaryota, Fungi, Basidiomycota, Agaricomycetes, Agaricales, Physalacriaceae.
AUGUCUUCACUAGCUCGCUUUCUCCAGCCUCUACCGGCUGCGAGGCGAGCCUACUCCUCAUUCUUCUCAUCCAAGCCGGGCGGUGGGCGAUAUUUCAACUCUGCGAGGCCGACAAAAACUGUCGUAGCAGGUGGCGUUGCAAAGAAGAGCAACAGAGGGACUCGAGGUAUUGUCGAAUCCGGAUCGUCAGCUGGUGAGGCGGCCAGUGAAGCAGUUCAGGCUGCACAGGGAGAAGAUGCAUCAGGUAGAAGUGCUCAGAUUGUGAAGGCAGCGGAUACGGAAGAUCCUUCCACCAACCGGACCGCGUCGUCGUCCUCUGGUGACGGAAGCUCACCAACAUCUCCCACAGGGCCGUGCGAUGAACCGACUCGACCAUUUUCUCUUUACGAAUCCAGUCAUCCGCAUCCGGUGAUAGAGACGCGAGACUUCAAGCUCCAUCAGUUUUUCUCUCUUCAUCGACCUCUUCUUUUGCUCUCGGACCCUGCUUCGAUUUUGCAGACUGCCCCUAUGAUGGGGCCGCUUUACCCAACAGAAGGAGCGGCUGCUGUGAAUGGGUCUGAAGCACGAUCACCAGGGGCCGAGUUCAUGGAAACCGUGGCUGAUGCGGACGCUGAUGCUGCACGUCAACUGACUCGUGCAUUGACGUUGUCCCUGGCAGGCAGUGCAGUUGCAUGGGAGAACACGCUUAGGCGUCUGGGCUUGGAUGUAAAUGCACAACCGGAUCGAAUCGGUUCGCAACGGGAGAUAAGGAAAGUCUGGAGAGACAUUGUUAUGGACAGCGUGAAGAGGAAGAGGCGAAAGAAGAUGAAGAAACACAAGCGGAAGAAACGAAGAAGAUUGACCCGUGCUUCAAGGCAAAGAUCGUCAUAAUUCAAGUCGUAGUCUAAUGUAUCGACGGUCAGUGGAUGCAAGGUCCUUAGUCGCUUGCUAUCCGUAGUUGUAGACCCAAUAUCACAUCUCAUGAAUUCCGCUACAAUUCAACAUUGAUUUAUAUUUCAUCUGCAUGCUUGGAUAUUCAAGGGUGCCUACUGGGUAGUUGUUCUGCUGUUACUGUACCAGCAGUCUUUCGAAUACUCGGUAUACAGUCAUAAUAAGUAAAUAGUCAGAAAUAUUCGUGGUCGCCGC